CAUAACUGGUCAGACUGUUAUCAUUGUUGAUAAUAUAUACUUUUGUGUCUCGUGUAUCUCAUAUACACUGUCUUAUGUAUAACUAUUAUUAAUUGUAAUAUCAUGUCUAAUUAACAUAAUAUAAUUAUCUUUUCAUCUGUUCACAUCUUAUUAUAGUUUAAUUAAACAAUAAUAUAACAUGGUGUCAGGUGUUAUCGAACUUUAAAUAUUUUGGUAACAAGUCAUACAAUGUCAAAAAGUCGUAAAGUCACUUUAGAAGAAGAAAAAGAAGAAAUGUCUACUGGUUUAACUGGGAAUAUUCAACCACUAUCUUUAGAUGGUAAUUUAUCAUUAAAUUGGUCCGAAUGGAUACAAGAGUUUAAUAUAUAUUUGUCAGCUACUGGCUAUGAUUCUCUUAGCGAGCAGAGAAAAGUAUCUAUUUUUCUACACUUUAUUGGAAAACAGUCACUUAAAAUAUUCAAUUCAUUUAAUAUUGAUAUUAAUAAAGCAAAAUUAGAAGAAGUUAUAAUUUUAUUCUCUAAUUACUUCAUUCCUAAAAAGAAUGUCACCAUUGAGCGACAUAAAUUUUUUACUCGCUUACAAUCAGUUGAUGAAAGUAUUAGUGAAUAUGUUGCUGAUUUAAAAAACAGAAGCAUGUCAUGUGAAUUUGAUAAUCUUCGAGAAAGUCUAAUUAAAGAUGUGUUGAUUUUUGGUCUGCAUAAUAAAUGGCAACAAAUAAAACAAAAUUUAUUGAAAGAAGAUGGAUUAACAUUAGACAGAGCAAUGGAAAUUUGUACUUCAAUAGAAUUAUCAAAACAGCAUAUGGAAGAUUUGGUUGUUGGUUCAAAAGAGGAGAAUGUUUUAGCAAUACAGGCAAGGAGAGAGUCAAAUCAAAAAAGGUCAGAUAACAGAAACCAAAGAAAGUCAUCACAAUCACUAACAAGGUACACUAACUUUAAAAAUACUUCUAAUGUUCAAAAUAACAAUACUUGUACACGUUGUGGUCAAAAACAUAAAUAUAAAUGUCCUGCCAUAGGUGUUAAAUGCAAUACAUGUAAUCGUUUUAAUCAUUUUGCUAAAUAUUGUAAAUCAAAGGCUGUUAGAACUGUUAUUGAGUCUCCUACUGAUAACUUUUUUAUAGGUACUAUUAAUACUAAUGUAAAUACUGUUAAUAAUAAUGUUGAAAACAAUUUAGUUUGGUUAGUUGAUUUGUAUAUAAAUAAUGAGAUUUUAAAAUGUCAAAUUGACACUGGUGCUCAGGUUAAUAUUAUAUCAAUAAAUAAUUUUUUGAAACUUAACUUAAAAGAGUCAUUGAUUAAUAAAAAUAUUAAAGUUAAAUUGAUGUCCAUACAUUCUAAAGUAAUACCAGCUGUGGGUAGCUGUAAUAUUAAAUGUGGGUACAAAAAUAAAUUUGAAGAUUUAGUUUUUUAUAUAGUAAAUUUUGAUUGUACUACUAUUUUAGGUCUACCAACUUGUAGUAAAUUAAAUUUAAUUCAACGAAUUAAUUAUCUAAGUGAUAGUGAAAAUUUUACAUUAGUUAGUUAUAAGGAUAUUUUUGAAGGUUUAGGUAGUCUGCCUAUUAAAUGUCAUAUCCAUGUUGAUCCUAGUGUACAACCAAUUAUAGAUGCACCUCGCAAAAUUCCUUUUUCUUUGUAUAGUCAACUUAGUGAAGAACUAGAGAUAAUGUGUAAUAAUAAAGUUAUUGAAAAAGUUACAAAACCUACUUCAUGGGUGAGCUCUAUUGUCUUAGUAGUUAAAAAGAAUAAAAAAUUAAGGAUAUGUCUAGAUCCAAGAAAUCUUAACAAAGCAAUUAAAAGGUCACAUUAUCCACUUCCUAAUUUUGAAGUAAUAAAAACACAACUGUCUCAAGCAAAUUUCUUUUCUACUCUUGAUGCAAAUUCUGGUUUUUGGAUGAUACCUCUAGAUGAAGAAAGUUCUAAUCUUUGUACAUUCAAUACUCCUUUUGGUCGUUAUAAAUUUUGUAGAUUACCUUAUGGUCUAAAUUGUGCGCCUGAAAUAUUUCACAGAAUAAUGACAGAAAUGUUUUCGGAUAUAGAGGGUGCUAUUGUGUAUAUUGAUGAUAUUAUUGUCAUGGGUUCUACUAAAGAAGAACAUGAUGAACGUCUUAAAAAAGUGUUUGGAAGGGCUAGGGAAAUGAAUUUAAAAUUUAAUAAAAAUAAAUGUAAAUUUGGAGUUACAGAAGUUAAAUUUUUGGGUCAUGUCUUUAAUAAUCAAGGUGUUUCACCAGAUCCUGAUAAAAUAAAAGCAAUUAUUAAUAUGUCUAGUCCUAAUUCUGUAAAAGAGUUACAGCGUUUUUUGGGAAUGUUGAAUUAUUUAAGUUCCUAUAUUCCUAAUUUAGCAGAUGAAACUGCAAGUCUACGCUCUUUACUUAAAAAAGAUACAACUUGGCUUUGGGAUGAAAAUUAUGAAACUAUUUUUAAAAAGGUAAAGCAGUGUAUUACUACACCACCUGUUUUGGCUUAUUUCAAUCCGUCAUUACCAAUUAAACUAUCCGUUGAUGCUUCACAAUUUGCAGUAGGUGCAGUAAUUAUGCAAAGUAAUAAACCUUGUGCUUAUGCUUCACAGUCACUUAAUAUGACACAACAGAACUAUGCACAAAUUGAGAAGGAGCUGUAUGCUAUUGUCUUUGGGUGUCAACGAUUUCACCAAUAUUUAUAUGGACAAACCGUUCAAGUGGAAACUGAUCACAAACCAUUAGUUACACUUUUUAAUAAACCUUUACAUUCAGUUCCAAUCAGACUUCAAAGAAUGAUGUUGAAAAUUCAAUCUUAUGAUUUGAAGGUAGAUUACAUUCCAGGAAAACAAUUAGUUUUAGCAGACACUUUGUCUAGAGCGCCAUUACAUGAUGUUGAUACAAAUGAUCUUGAAGAAGAACUAGUCGCACAUGUAAAAUCAUUCACAGAAAAUCUAGCUAUAGAAGAAACACAACUUGAAAAAAUUAAGAAAGAAACUGCAAAUGAUUUAGUUUUAAAAAAGAUUAUCCAAGUAUAUUUAACAGGUUGGCCUACCAACAAAAACUUAGUUGAAGAUUGUCUUAAACCUUAUUGGUGUUAUAGGGAUGAAAUUAAUGUCAUUGAUAAUCUAGUUUUUAAAGGUCAUUGUCUUGUUAUUCCACAUAGUCUAAGGUCACAAAUGUUAAACUUAAUUCAUGAAGGUCAUAUGGGUAUUGAAAGAUGUAGAAAUCAAAUUAAAGAUGUUCUUUUUUGGCCAAAUAUAACUAAUGAUAUUAAAAAUAUUGUUGAAAGUUGUGAAAUUUGUAUGAAAUAUCAUAAAGGUAAUAAAAGAGAACCGAUGAUAAGUCACCCGAUACCUGAUUUACCAUGGCAAAAAUUAGGUGUAGAUUUUUUCCAUUAUAAUAAUAAAACAUACUUAUUGGUAGUUGACUAUUUUUCUAAAUAUGUAGAAGUAACUCUACUUGUUAAUGGAUCUUAUGCAAAAGUAGUAAUUAGUCAACUUAAAACUAUUUUUGCUAGAUUUGGUAUACCAUUGGAAUUAAUAUCAGAUAACGGACCACCAUAUAACUCACAAGAGUUUAAAUGUUUUACUAGUGACUGGGGUAUUAAACACAUAACGACUAGUCCUAAUUAUCCACAGUCUAAUGGAUUAGCUGAAAGAAGCAUACAAACGGUAAAGAAAUUACUGAAAAAAGCAAUGGAUUCCGGAAAAGAUCCUCAUAUUGCUUUAUUACAAUACAGAAAUACUCCAAAAGGUAAAUUGUGUUCUCCAGCACAACUGUUAAUGUCUAGAAAUCUAAGAACUAAAAUUCCUGUCACUAAUUCUUUUCUUAAACCUAAACUUGUUAACACUGAUAUAUAUAAAAAUUUAAUUUUUAAUAAAAAUAAAAAUUCAAAAUAUUAUUAUAAUAAGAAAUCUAAACAGUUAAGUGAUUUAGUAAUUAAUGAUAACAUAUUAUUUAAACUUAAAUCUGAUAGUGAUUGGUCACCUGGUAAAAUAAUUAAAAUUUGUAAUGAACCCAGGUCUUACAUUAUACAAAAUGAUAUUGGGCAAAAAUAUAGAAGAAAUAGGAAACACAUUAUUAAAUCUGCCAUUAAACACAAUGAUUAUUUAUUAGAUAAUAAUGUUAAAACUAAUAAAGAAAAUAAUAUUUUUAAUAAGGAUCUCAAUACUACAGUGAAUAGACAGCCUGAGAUUAAUAGGUAUGGUAGAAAAAUCGUAAAACCUAAGAGAUAUUUGUAGUAUUUGUACUAUCAUUUAAUUAAUUAUUUAAAUUGUUAUUAUAUCCUAUUAUUGUAUAUAUUAUAUUUGUUGUAUUUGUAUACUUGAUUGUUAAUAUAACAGAUUUUAAAAAAAAAAGGAGCAUGUUACAUAACUGGUCAGACUGUUAUCAUUGUUGAUAAUAUAUACUUUUGUGUCUCGUGUAUCUCAUAUACACUGUCUUAUGUAUAACUAUUAUUAAUUGUAAUAUCAUGUCUAAUUAACAUAAUAUAAUUAUCUUUUCAUCUGUUCA
This is a messenger RNA of Daktulosphaira vitifoliae (grape phylloxera), 4468 nucleotides long. RefSeq lists its product as uncharacterized. Gene Ontology annotation, biological process: DNA integration. The record is from RefSeq and is a predicted model, not a curated record. Gene Ontology annotation, molecular function: nucleic acid binding. The coding region runs from base 229 to 4197 and encodes 1322 amino acids. The transcript has a single exon. NCBI's taxonomy places the organism in Eukaryota, Metazoa, Arthropoda, Insecta, Hemiptera, Phylloxeridae.